Molecule: messenger RNA, 1755 nt
Organism: Saccharomyces eubayanus
Lineage: Eukaryota; Fungi; Ascomycota; Saccharomycetes; Saccharomycetales; Saccharomycetaceae
Gene: DED81
Product: asparagine--tRNA ligase DED81
Exons: 1
Coding region: 1-1755 (584 amino acids)
Biological process (GO): asparaginyl-tRNA aminoacylation
Cellular component (GO): cytoplasm
Molecular function (GO): nucleic acid binding; ATP binding; asparagine-tRNA ligase activity
Source: RefSeq, a predicted model, not a curated record
AUGUGUGUGUGGCCUGGGUCAGCAGUCGGUGCUGACCAUUGCUCGGGCUCCCAGGCAAGCAGACAGAUAUUACACCUUGAUUUUUUCACCAUGUCAUCUUUGUACAUUAAGGAGAUUGCCGGUGUGGACGAAUUGACCACGGCCGGUUCUCAAGACCAACCUUUCAAGACCCCAGCAUAUGCUCUAUUUGCAUCCCAGCAGAAAAGUGAUGCCACCGAACCCAAGUUGUUUGUGUUCAAGGCUGAAGACAACGAGUUUCAGGAGAUCAGUGCCUCUGCUUUGAAGAAGGCUCGUAAGGGCUGUGAAGGUUUAAAGAAAAAAGCUGUUAAGCAGAAGGAACAAGAGUUGAAGAAACAGCAGAAGGAUGCCGAAAACGCUGCCAAGCAACUUUCUGCCUUGAAGAUCACCAUAAAGGAGGACGAGUCCCUACCAGCUGCCACCAAGGCCAAGAUCUACGAUUCUUACGCCAAGGUUGGGCAAAGAGUCAAGAUCUCCGGUUGGGUCCACAGAUUGCGUUCCAACAAAAAGGUCAUCUUCGUUGUCCUAAGAGACGGUUCCGGGUUCAUCCAGUGUGUUUUAUCCGGUGAUUUGGCCUUGGCUCAACAAACCCUAGAUUUGACUUUGGAAUCCACCGUUACUCUGUACGGUACCGUGGCCAAGUUGCCUGAAGGUAAGACCGCUCCAGGUGGUGUCGAGUUGGACGUCGACUACUACGAAAUCGUAGGCUUGGCCCCCGGUGGCGAGGACUCUUUCACCAACAAGAUCGCAGAGGGCGCCGACCCAUCUUUGCUGUUGGAUCAACGUCAUUUAGCCCUAAGAGGGGACGCUUUAUCUGCAGUCAUGAAAGUUCGUGCUGCUCUAUUGAAAAGUGUCAGACGUGUUUACGAUGAAGAAAGCUUAACCGAAGUAACUCCACCAUGCAUGGUGCAAACCCAAGUCGAAGGUGGUUCCACUUUGUUCAAGAUGGACUAUUACGGCGAACAAGCGUACUUGACCCAAAGUUCACAAUUAUACUUGGAAACCUGUUUGCCCGCUCUAGGUGAUGUCUACAGUAUCCAGGAAUCCUUCAGAGCUGAAAAGUCCCACACAAGAAGACAUUUGUCCGAAUACACUCACAUCGAAGCCGAACUAGCUUUCUUGACUUUCGAAGACCUACUACACCACAUCGAAACUGUGAUUGUCAAAACCGUCCAAUACGUUUUGGAAGACCCCAUCGCCGGUCCACUGGUGAAGCAGUUGAACCCUGGCUUCCAAGCCCCAAAGGCCCCUUUCAUGAGACUACAAUACAAGGACGCCAUCACUUGGUUGCAAGAGCACGGCAUCAAGAACGAAGAAGACCAAGACUUCCAGUUUGGUGACGACAUUGCCGAGGCUGCCGAAAGAAAGAUGACCGACACCAUCGGUGUCCCAAUCUUGCUGACAAGAUUCCCAGUAGAAAUCAAGUCUUUCUACAUGAAGCGUUGCUCUGAUGACCCACGUGUCACCGAGUCCGUUGACGUCCUAAUGCCCACCGUUGGUGAAAUUACCGGUGGUUCCAUGAGAAUCGAUGACACUGAAGAAUUAAUGGCCGGCUUCAACCGUGAAGGCAUCGAUACCGACGCCUACUACUGGUUCAUCGACCAAAGAAAAUACGGUACUUGUCCACACGGUGGCUAUGGUCUCGGUACCGAGCGUAUCUUGGCCUGGUUAUGUGACAGAUUCACCGUCAGAGACUGCUCCUUGUAUCCACGUUUCAGCGGUAGAUGUAAACCAUAA